This is a messenger RNA of Camellia sinensis, 2374 nucleotides long. Its product is annotated as COBRA-like protein 7. The record is from RefSeq and is a predicted model, not a curated record. Gene Ontology annotation, cellular component: membrane. Gene Ontology annotation, biological process: cellulose microfibril organization. NCBI's taxonomy places the organism in Eukaryota, Viridiplantae, Streptophyta, Magnoliopsida, Ericales, Theaceae.
ACUCUCUGGAAUUAGAUUAGAUUAGAAUUAGAUUGUUCCUAUUGUUGCCAUUCUCAAAAACUAAAGAACGAAAACAAAAGAACCAUCCAAAGCCGGCUAGACAACAACUCAUUAACUAAUAAUCUCUAAUUCAGUCUCCACCUUUCUAUAUCUCUGUAUCUCUUUUUCUCUCUUCAAUUCAAACCAAACAUGGCCAAUCUUUCUCAUUCCCUAACUACAUUGCUCUUUUUUGCAAUCACCAUUUCAGUACUACCCAUCUCAUCACUAUCCCAACCCAAUGAAACUUGCAAUGGCAUAUUAAUAUCAUACACCUACAACUCAGGGUAUCCUCUCCCACCCACACUCCUCCCCUCCGACCCGACCCACCAACCGUACCGCUUCCAAUCCUUCCUCACUGUCCUCAACAACGCUCUCUAUGAGCUCAAGUCUUGGCGGGUCUUUGUCGGGUUUCAGCACCGUGAGUUCUUGGUCUCUGCUCCGCUGGCUGUCUUGGCUGAUGGGACUUCGCUUCCUGCGGAUGUGGGUAACGGGUCGGUAUUUGCCGGGUCGUCGUCGCCGGACCUUAAGUCGGCGGCUGAGACUGCAGGAGAUUUGAAUCAGAUGCAAGUGAAAAUUGAAUUGGUGGGGACCCAGUUCGGAAUUGGAGCUCCGGAUGUUCCUAUGCCGGCUACUCUGUCUCUUGCCAAUGAUGGGUUUUUCUGCCCUGCUCCCACAAAGAAUGGGAACAAUGAGCUCCAUUUGUGCUGCACCCAAAAUUCGAGCUACAAGUCUAACUUCACAGCAAAUAAAGAUUUUCAAUCGCGUCAAAACGGCGAUCUCAUCAUUAUGUACGAUGUGAUCAAAUCGUUUGACACCAAUUACUGGGCACAAGUAACCAUCUCGAACCACAACCCCUUAGUCCGUCUUGAUAAUUGGCAGCUAAGUUGGGACUGGACAAGGGACGAAUUUAUCGGCUCCAUGAAAGGCGGUUACCCUUACUUGGUCGAUACAGCAGACUGUGUAUUUGGCCCACAAGGACAGUACUACAAGGGGAUGGAUUUUUCGACAGCAUUGAAUUGUGAGAGACGGCCAACCAUCAUAGACCUUCCUCUAACGAAGAUGAAUGACCCAAAUCUCGGGUUUGUCCCCUUUUGUUGUCGCAAUGGAACAAUCUUACCGCCUGACAUGGACUCGAGCAAGUCCAAAUCAGUUUUCCUAAUGCAAGUUUACAAAAUGCCACCGGACUUGAACAUAAGCCAACUCACCCCACCUCAAAAUUGGAAGAUCAAUGGCACAGUCGACUCGGAUUAUCAAUGUGGGCCUCCGGUGAUGGUAAGCCCGAGCCUAUUCCCCAACCCUAGCGGCAUACCUUCAGAAUCAGCAGCAGUUGCUAGCUGGCAAGUUGUUUGCAACAUAACACAAUCCAAUUUGGGGAAACCGAAAUGUUGUGUAUCAUUCUCAGCGUUUUUCAACGACUCUGUUGUCCCGUGCAACACGUGCGCUUGUGGUUGCGAUAACCGCCCAAUUAACAGCGUAUGUAGCGAAACUACACCAUCACUUCUGCUUCCAUCAGAAGCUCUUCUUGUUCCGUUUGAGAACAGAACAAAAGAAGCAGCGGAUAGGGCCAAGCUAAAAAAACAGGCCUUGCCUAAUCCAUUGCCUUGUGGGGAUAAUUGUGGCAUUAGCAUCAAUUGGCAUUUGCUGACAGAUUACAGUGGCGGUUGGACUGCUAGAAUUACACUUUUCAAUUGGGGCGAAACUGACUUUGUUGAUUGGUUCGCUGCUGUGCAAUUGGAUAAAGCCACUCCUGGCUUUGAAGCAAUGUACUCUUUCAAUGGAAGCGUGCUUCCUAAUGCUACCAAUACAAUAUUUCUCCAAGGUCUUCCCGGGUUGAACUAUCUUUUGGCUGAAAAAGAUGGACAUAAUCCGAAGAAAGAUCCUCGUGUUCCAGGGAUGCAGCAAUCUGUGAUAUCGUUCACAAAGAAGACAACACCGGGGAUUAAUGUGGCUCGGGGAGACGGUUUUCCAACGAAAGUCUACUUUAACGGGGAAGAGUGCUCGCUUCCUUCUAUACUUCCGGGCAGUAGUCAUAAAAUAGGUGCACAUACCAGUUUUCGCAGCAUUCUUCUAGCGUUGCUAGUGCUCUUGUUUGUGCAAUAACUUCUUAUUCCUCUUCCUCGUUUUAAAAAAUCUCUACUUCCAAAAUUUUAUUUUUAGCUGUUUUGCGCUCUUCAAAUGAUUGUUUAACCUAAUGACCCAUCAAUAGCGGAUUCAAAAGAUUAGCCACCUCAAAAGUGUUAAGAAGCUUUACAUUUUUGUUGCGAUAGUUGAGGCUUAUGUAUUAAAAGAACAUAGCAAAGCAAGUUUGUAUUUUUAUUUUUUAACAUGUAGACAA